This is a messenger RNA of Plasmodium coatneyi, 906 nucleotides long. RefSeq names its product CYIR protein. Lineage: Eukaryota; Apicomplexa; Aconoidasida; Haemosporida; Plasmodiidae. The record is from RefSeq and is a predicted model, not a curated record. The transcript has 2 exons. Bases 1 to 906 code for a protein of 301 amino acids.
AUGGAUCAACAUUUAAGCAAUUUACCCUCAAGAGGGAAAUAUGCUCAAUUUAACACAGGAUGGGGGAGUUCUUAUAGCGGAUUCUGUACAUCGUUUGUAGAUGUGAAACCUAAAAUAGAGGGUGUAUUAUCCACGUACAGCGGUUAUGCUCAAUAUGUGGAUAAAAUUGUCAAUGCCUGGUGCUAUGCAUCCACCAUGGAUGGUAACAAUUCCUAUGGUACAUAUUGUACUUACUUCUAUUAUUGGUUAAGGGAUAUAUUAUCCAAACACUUAAGAGUUCCAUCCCCUUUGGGCCGUAUGAGAGAGAUUUACGGGAAAUUCGACGAUGUUCCUAAUCAAAAGGGGUGUAAAAAUAUAAACGAAAAUAUAACUGACGAAGAUAUUUUGCCCCAAGUAAAAAUACAUUUCGACUACUCCCAAGACUAUGAUACUAUAAUGCAGCACUUAGGGAAUGAUGAUGGUGGUGGUACAAAGACUUGUGAUACAACCUAUCACGAUCACUUAGAUGCCAUUACUAAAGCAUGUGCUGCUAUAGAAGCAGAUUGCAAAAAAGACGGGGGGCCACAGAAGAGUGGUAGGUAUUGUGACCCUCUUCGAGCGGCGGAGAAGGCGAACGGAGCAGCUGGAAAAUACUGUAAAAAUGAGAUUCUUCAGAAAUUGAAGUGUACUGUUCCUGUUUCAGCAGUCAAACCUGCCACCGCAGCAAAACCGGUUGCUGCCAAACCAGCAGCAGUACGACCUCCCGCUGCACGAGCAAGUGCUGAUUCUGUUAGCAGCAUCGUCCCUGGUGCUGUGUCUGGUGGACUUGUAACGAUAGGAUUACCAACACUCACUUUUUUUUUAUAUAAAGUAAGUAAAGUAACAAUUACACAAUUGUCCAUUGUAAUUACCUCACUAUACAAUUAA